CUCGUCAGUCGCGCUCUCUGCCUCGCUAGUGCGCAGGCGCGGGCUCUUGGCGCAAGAUGGCGGCGGCGGAUAAACAGAAACAUGAGCACGGGCGGGUGAAGAUCGGGCACUACAUCUUGGGGGACACGCUGGGCGUGGGCACCUUCGGCAAAGUCAAGGUUGGCAAGCAUGAGCUGACUGGGCACAAAGUAGCGGUUAAGAUCUUGAACAGACAGAAGAUUCGCAGUCUUGACGUCGUGGGUAAAAUCCGCAGAGAAAUUCAGAAUCUGAAGCUUUUUCGGCAUCCACACAUAAUUAAGCUGUACCAGGUUAUCAGCACACCCUCUGACAUUUUCAUGGUUAUGGAAUAUGUUUCAGGAGGUGAAUUGUUUGAUUACAUCUGUAAAAAUGGAAGGCUUGACGAAAAGGAGAGUAGACGCCUCUUCCAGCAAAUCCUUUCAGGUGUGGAUUAUUGCCAUAGGCACAUGGUAGUUCACAGAGACUUGAAACCUGAAAAUGUACUACUCGAUGCACACAUGAAUGCCAAGAUUGCUGAUUUUGGCCUUUCAAAUAUGAUGUCAGAUGGAGAAUUUUUGAGAACAAGCUGUGGCUCUCCUAAUUAUGCUGCUCCAGAAGUAAUUUCCGGAAGAUUAUAUGCAGGCCCAGAAGUGGAUAUCUGGAGCAGUGGAGUUAUUCUUUAUGCUCUGUUAUGUGGGACCCUUCCGUUUGACGAUGAUCAUGUGCCAACACUUUUUAAGAAAAUAUGUGAUGGUAUAUUUUAUACUCCUCAGUACCUGAAUCCAGCAGUAAUUAGCCUUUUGAAACACAUGCUGCAGGUGGAUCCUAUGAAGAGAGCUACAAUAAGAGAUAUAAGGGAACAUGACUGGUUCAAGCUCGACCUCCCCAAGUACCUCUUUCCUGAAGACCCAUCGUACAGUUCAACCAUGAUUGAUGAUGAAGCCUUAAAAGAGGUCUGUGAGAAGUUUGAAUGCACAGAGGAGGAAGUACUUGGCUGCUUGUAUAAUCGAAAUCAUCAGGAUCCUUUAGCCGUUGCCUACCACUUGAUUAUAGAUAACAGGAGAAUAAUGAAUGAAGCUAAAGACUUUUACUUGGCAACAAGCCCACCAGAUUCCUUUCUUGACGAUCACUUCUCCCGCCCCCACCCCGAAAGAGUGCCAUUUUUAGUUGCUGAAUUACCAAGGCAGCGGCAUACGCUUGAUGAGCUAAACCCACAGAAGUCCAAACACCAAGGAGUCAGAAGAGCAAAGUGGCAUUUGGGAAUUCGGAGUCAGAGUCGACCAAAUGACAUAAUGGCAGAAGUUUGUCGAGCAAUCAAACAGUUGGAUUAUGAAUGGAAGGUUGUAAAUCCAUACUAUUUGCGUGUUCGAAGGAAGAAUCCAGUGACUGGCACUUAUUCCAAAAUGAGUCUACAGUUAUACCAGGUGGACAGUAGAACUUAUCUAUUGGAUUUCCGUAGCAUUGAUGAUGAAAUUAAUGAAGUCAAAUCUGGGACUGCCACUCCCCAGAGGUCAGGCUCUGUGACAAACUACAAAUCUUGUCAGAAAGAUUCGGACACUGAUGCUCAAGGAAGAUCCUCUGAUAUGUCUCUUACCUCCUCUGUGACCUCUUCCCUCGACUCAUCUUCAGCUGAGUUGACCCCAAGAUCAGGGAGCCACACAAUAGAAUUUUUUGAAAUGUGUGCGAAUCUUAUUAAAAUACUUGCGCAAUGAUUUGUAGGGUUGGCUUAUUAUUAUUUUUACAGCAAUAAGCAUGCCUAAAAAAAAGAAAACAGAAAUCAUAGUCCUAUGCUUCCAAUUAUAAUCAAGUUACAGUUAACUUUGGCACUGAGAAGACUAGCCACACUGCAGUUUGCACAGGAAUUGACUAUAAAUUUAAAAACAGUCUAGAUAUCUUCAUGUAACGAAGCAAAUUAUGAUUAGACAGUCCAUUGGUAUGAUUCAUGUGAAAGAAAAGGCAGCCUUGUUGAACAGAGUUUAUUUUUUACUGUGUACACAUUGGGGCUUCAUAGACUCUGUUAACCAUACUCUUUUGUAGUUUGUCUUUAUAUUGCUGACUAUAGAUUCCUGUUACAGUAAAAGUGGUUGUUAGAUCAGGAUAAAUGAAGAUGAUUUUUUGGGUAGCAGGCUUCAGUUGCCCCGUUCUAUCAUUACAACGGUUCCCUUUGACAAACAGCACUUGUCUCAAGGCUGCCAGUUGUAAAAAAAAGCCCCUAUCAUGUUUUUUAAUUACUUGAUGUGUUGACAGAUCUAAAGUCAAACUAUGUGUUUGGAUUUUCCAUAAAAUAAAGGAGUGAAUAUUGUUAAGGCCAGCAGUGUGUGGGUUCACUAUUUAGGAACAGAAGAGAUAAGCCAGCACCAAAAGAGCUUUGGAGCUUGUACAACCCAUGUGAACUACACACUUAGAAAGUUUCAGAAGCAUUGUGUGAUACUGCAAGGGAAGGAGGCUGCUAUUCAAUGGCAGGGAGCAGACAGAAAUCCUAAUAAGCUAGUGCACAAUCCUCCCAUGGCUUUGUGUAGGUAUGGAUCAUAGCUGUGAAUUGUAGCCAGGGGUUAAUUAGAGCAAGGGGCUCUCUGACCACACCACAACUUUGUCUUUAGAAAGAUCCAAAAUGUAUACUUGACAGGUCUGCAGCUGCACAAAUUAAUUUACUUAUGUCAUAUUAGUAGCUUCUUGCAUGUUACUAAACAAUAGGAUCCUGUGCCUAAAUCCCAUGAGAAUGUGGCUGAUAGGACAACCCAAAUGGAUUAGUGCAUGCAGUUCUUGGAAGCUUACCCUGAGAAUUUAGUGGCUUCUGUUUUCAUAUGGCUUUUGUAUCCAGGUUUCUUGGCAGACAAUUCUUCAAGCGAUUGGUGAUUUGGAUUUUGUCUCAGUUGCGUAGUACUUUUUUACACCACUUUUUAUACUGAAGAUUUGUAAAAGUAAUGGAACAUUAAGUAGCUCUGUUUGGUUUUGAAAUGUACAUAAACCCAUUGAUUAGCAAUGGGUGGGCAGGUUUGGCUGCUAGAAACAGCUCAUUUUUGAUGAUUACUAAAGUGCUGACUUGUGCCCAGAAUACAUGUUUAUUUAAUUCAACAAAUUAGGUGAUUUAGAAGAGGGUAUGCACACAAAAUACUACAUUUUCCAGUCUUUCAUGCCCAGCUCAGAUACACCACUUAACCAUAGUUAUCUUUUGCCUUAAUUCUAGCUGGUUUCAAACACACAAGCUGUGUUUGCACAGAAUGAUAAGCAAGAAUUCAAUAGAAUUCUAAUUUACCAUGAGUAAGUUAUAUGAUUGUGCAUGCAGUUCAUUUCUCCCAUUUUGUUUUUCUCCACCACCAUAGCAGCCAAACAAACCAGGAAUAGCAUGUUGUCUUUACUUGGGAUAUUGGCUUGUUGCUUCAAAAAGAUCCAGGAUUUGCAGAUGACGGUUUAUUUUGGAUUUACAAUUCCUAAUUUGUUUUGGAACAACAAGGCAAGAAUCUAGUUCAAACAGAACCAUUUACAAAAACAUUCCAGUUGUGCAUUGGCACAUAUUUUAUUCACAGUAAUGCAGAACCCUGGUUGUUCUUUCUGUUUUACAAGGUGACAGGGAAGUUGUGGGUCUACCUUGCCAAGGCAAGCCCUUCCCCUUGACAGCCUAUAUAGGAAGGAAUCAGAUACCUACUCUUCAGCAUACAAGCAGAGAUGGAAAACUGGUUUGUUUACCAUGAUUUGCUUGGUGCAGGUGUUCUACUUUAACUGUGAAUUUAACACCAGUUUAUUGGAAACCAAAGGUUUCAUACACUAGCUUAUGAUUUAAGGAAACAGUUUAUAGCUUAAGGAAACAAAACCACGGUAAACAUUACAUAUGAAUAGGCUCUAUAGCAAUGAUUCCCAAACUUUGCCCUUCUAGGUGUUUUGGACUUCAACUCCCAGAAGCCCUCAUUAUUAUAGGCCACUGGUUCUCAACCUGUGGGUCCCCAGGGAUUUUGGCCUACAACUCCCAGAAAUCCCAGUCAGUUUACCAGCUGUUGGGAUUUCUGGGAGUUGAAACCCAAAACAUCUGGGGACCCAUAGGUUGAGAACCACUGUUAUAGGCCAAGGCUGGCACGGCUUCUGGGAGUUAAGUCAAAAUAUCUGGAGGACUUAAGUCUGGGAAUCAUUGAUCUAUAAUAUGUGCAGAUUCUAGAAAACACAUAGAUCUCUUACUCGUUCUAUGCAGUGAAAAUUUCUGAUAGGAAGAGUUCUGAGUAGAUUCCGGAAGCAUUGAAUUAGGGGAAGCAAUGAACCUCUUUGGAUAGUAAUGCAAGCUGGAUCUGGUGAGCAAGCAGAUCUGUAUCUAGAAAUGAUUUGAAUCAAACCACACAUGCAUUUCCUUAUGCCUACAGCUUCUGAGUGGAUUCAAGUUAUUCCUAUUUGUUGCUGUGUUACCAUAUAGAAGCUUAAAUCUGGCAUUUUAUGCUGUCCUCAAUUUUCCAUUUACUUCAUAGUAGCUCUUCAGAUCUUUGCCAUCUGCUGAUCUUUCAGAGAUAUAUACACACAUACAGUAGUCUUCUCAUUUUAACAUUUUCACAUCUCUUCAAACAUGAAACUUCAGAAUGCAACAGGGUCUGUAGAGUAAAACUUGACUAAUAGUCUUUAAUGUGUAUGUUUGCAAGGAGGUGAGGUGGGCAGGGUUAAAUGUUACUUUUUUGAUAUGUAGUACAGCUGUGACACCAUACAAAAGAAGGUUCUUUUCAGACCAAGUAGUAGUUCUGCUUUUUUUAAUUCACAAAAAAGUAUUUUCUGUCUAGUUCUGCUGCACCUAUUCAGUAAUUGUGAUUGUUAUUAGUUAUGCUGUAUUACUUUUGAAAUUGUUAAUAUUGCACUUGUCAAAUUGCAUAAACGCACACUUUUUUCUUUGUUUUAUUGCUGGAUAGCCGCAAUGAUGUUUCAGGACAUUAUGUUCUAUGGCUUUGGCAAACAUGAAACAACAGGGGGCCCAAGCCAUAUGUACCACCGCUGUACUUUGUCUGUUUUAGUGGGACACACAGCCCAACUGUAUGCAUGUUUAUACAGGAUUACAUUCCACUGAGUUCAAUGAGGUUUCUUCUUUGGUAUGCCUGCAUUACAAUUGCAGAUUUUGGUGUAACUCCUAUUCAGAUCCCACUGAAAUGGAUUGAAGAUUCUGCCAGCAGCAUCUGCUGAACUAUGUCCAGUGUCUUUGCAUUGGAAAAUGCAAAAAACCUUCCAUUUUAUAUAUUUUGGUUGUUUUUGUUCUCAAACUGUCUACCAGGUUUUAAUUUUAUCUUAGUAUGUGGAAGCUAAGGUAUAUAGCAGAAGGGGACAAUUGCCUAUACUUAAAUGGUCAGUUUUUAAAAAAAUUAAAAUAGAAUUUGUUCAGUGAGUAUUUCAUUUUCUAUACCAUUUUAAUUUUUUUCAUAAUUGGGGCUUUCUGAUGUAUAAUAUUCGAGCAAAAAUAGCUUUUUCAUAAUUUUUUUACAUUUGCAGUAAAAUGUUGAUCUUGAAAUGGUGUUUAUUUAAACUAGGCCUUGUGUGGUCUUGCUGUGGAGGCUGAGAAUUGGUUUUCUUAGUGUUGCAUUUGGACAGAGUGGUAGCUGGUCAUGUAGCAAGAGGAACUGCUUUGCAAAAGAGAUAGCUGUGGAACUGUGAAGAAAAGGGGCUUCCUUAAUAGCUUCGUCAGAAGGAACAAAAGCUCAUAGGGUUCACUGUGUAACGGACCAAGUAUCCUUUCUAAAAAAAAAUGUUUCUCCAAGUUUGAUCUAGUGGGAAAGCCCUUCAACUGUCCAUGUGCAAUGUAAUUUAACACUGGCGAGAGGGUAGAAGUCCAUAUUUGUGGUGCAAUAUUUUCAAAGACCAACUUUCAUCAAUGUUUUGACAUUUUAAGUAUUUCAAUAUAAGUUUUAAAAUAGUUACUUUGUCACCUGAUCGCUCCCCCCUUCAUUAUACAGCUUAAUGAAUGGAUGAUCACCUCUUACAAACAAGAUGUGCCUACUUCUAUUGCAGAUUUUCUCUAUCUCUUUUUGUUGGCAAUACUGAAUGAAAAACUGCUUGUGAUAGCUGUAUAUGACUUGUUACUUUUAACAAACAUUAAAUUGUAUGCAAGUAAAUUUA
This is a messenger RNA of Anolis carolinensis (green anole), 6072 nucleotides long. RefSeq names its product protein kinase AMP-activated catalytic subunit alpha 1 (gene prkaa1). The transcript has 9 exons. Gene Ontology annotation, molecular function: ATP binding; AMP-activated protein kinase activity. The record is from RefSeq and is a predicted model, not a curated record. The coding region runs from base 57 to 1709 and encodes 550 amino acids. NCBI's taxonomy places the organism in Eukaryota, Metazoa, Chordata, Lepidosauria, Squamata, Anolidae. Gene Ontology annotation, biological process: intracellular signal transduction; protein phosphorylation. Gene Ontology annotation, cellular component: cytoplasm.